AUGGAUGCUGGUAAUAGGGGCUCAUCGUUCGCUACCCUAAGCAAGCUUCUCUUAAGUAUGGUGGGGACUGGUCUUCUUGUUCCCCUUAUUUCUUCCCUUCUUCUCUCAGCACCUUUUAUUCCUGGACAAUUCCUUCUUAACCAGCACUUAUUCCAUUUACAGUUGACUGCAAAAUACCCAGCCACACCACAGGACCAGCACUUCAGAGGUCUUGUUUUUAUUGGAGCCACCCUGACCCUUACUUCUCUACAGGGGAUUCACUGCCGUUUCCCGAUCCCUUAUUCUUUUCGGGGGAGACCUGGUGUCUCCUCCCCGAUUGGUGGGACAGUCUCUGGUACUGUGUCCUCCGUAAAUGCAGGUCAAGCAUACCAGCCCGUACCUUUUCGGAGUGGACUUAUAAAAUCCGUACCGUAUAAUCCCAUCCCUUCUGACUGGGGUCGGCCUCGGCCUCGCAAUCCUCCUCUUUCGCGUCCUUACGGGAUCCUCUCGUUAUUUUUAACUACCUCCAAGGCCUCCGUCAGCCUACAGGGCUCACCCUUCAGAACGUCACCCCUCACGUCAUCAUUACGGAUAGCGUCCAUAAAAGCGUCCGCUAACAGCGCCUGA
Molecule: messenger RNA, 606 nt
Organism: Acanthosepion pharaonis
Lineage: Eukaryota; Metazoa; Mollusca; Cephalopoda; Sepiida; Sepiidae
Source: the annotation of a GenBank genome assembly